AUAGUUAGCAUAACAAACAGCCGCGAGACAAAGUUGAAGAAAGUUAUAAAACCAGGUGAAAGCGAGGCAAUGUGCGCGUGAGAGAUACUUAUGUGUACUGUGAAGUUACUGUAACGGGAGUUUUCACUCUCGUUGUACCUGUGGGUCAGGACUGUCUCGUCUAACACAUAGCUUGGCAAACAUCUGGAGGGCACCGAGGGACCACUAAUGAGAGGAUUGUAAACACUUGGUGCUUGCAGCUUUCUUUGCUUAUGGAAGUUAAAGCGUGUCUUAAUUUCCUCCUCCUCCCUUCCCUGCUGCUGUGCCUGUUAUAAUCCCUUCCCUGUGGUGAACAUCAGCUCUCCAGCGCCAGUAUGGCAGUCUGCGUAAAGGCUUUGUGUUGCGUUGGUGUGGAGAUCAAAAUGCACAAGUUGCUGCUGGCCGGCUGUGCGAACUUUCAUCCAAAGCGGUUUUUAAACUCUCUGGGUCCUUUUUCCUCACGACUUGGUGGGACAAGAACCCUCAGCUAUUAUAGCAGACCUGCAGAGUUCUGUCCAACGGGACACUCUGUGCCACAGGGAAAUGUAAGACUGGGAUCAUUCAGCAGGAACUACAGUGAUGUCUGCUUGAAUUCACUGGUCAGUCAAGCACUGCCUUUAUCCACAUGUCACACCAGAAGAUCUCAGUGUGCUGCAGUGAGAACUGGGAGAAACCUGCUGCAGAGAGGAGCAGUGUGGCCUGUGUCCUUUAUCUGCAGAAGAGUCUCAGACGCCCCUCCUUCCACUGUAGCUCCGGCAUUUGUAGUGAUGAAGUUUGACCAAGAGGGAAAUGUGACAUCAUUUGAAAAAAAGAAGACAGAGCUUUGCCAGGAGUUAAGUCUUCAAGCCAGAGACCUACGCUUCCAACACACUACCAGCCUCACUGCUAGAAAUAACUGCAUUAUUUUACGAAUGGAGGCCUUGAAAGCCAUCUUGACCCCGGAGUCUCUUAUGGUCUUGGAUUUUCGUGGUCUUGGACUGGAGCGCUGGUUAGUUCUGGAGCUCGCCCCCCAGCUAGCGUCACAGACACACACUCUGCCCUUCGAGUUCAGAGCACUGGAAGCCAUCCUGCAGCACAAGGUAAACACGCUGCAAGCCCGGUUGAAUGAAGUUGAACCAGUCAUAUUGGAUACGCUGGAAUCCCUCGUAGACCCUAAAAUCCUUUCUGCUGAUAGAAGUAAACUACAUGUACUUCUGCAAAAUAGCAAGAGCUUAUCAGAGUUGGAGACGGACAUAAAAAUGUUUAAGGACUCCAUGCUGAAGGUCUUGGAUGAGGAUGAGACGGUUGAAGAGUUCUGCCUCACAAAAUGGACAGACCCAAGAGUUUUUGAAGAGAGCAGUUUGGGUAUUGACCACGCUGAGGAGAUGGAGCUUUUAUUGGAGAAUUAUUAUAUGCAGGCCGAGGAACUGGGGAACAGAGCCAGAGAGCUGAAGGGUCUGAUAGACGACUCUGAGAGUGUAAUCUUUAUCAAUCUGGACAGCCACCGGAACGUGAUGAUGCGACUGAAUCUGCAGCUGACCAUGGGGUCCUUCUCCCUUUCCUUAUUUGGUCUAAUAGGUGUGGCAUUUGGAAUGAAUCUGACGACAGCUUUCGAAGAUGACCCCCGUGCUUUCUGGCUGGUAACAGGUUUCAUGUUCUUGGGCAGUGGGCUGAUAUGGAGGCGACUUUUAUCAUUUUUGGGACGGCAUCUAGAGACUUCAGUACCCCCACGGAUCCCUCCAAUUUGGAAGAGGAAUAUGAGACCAUUAGACAUCAAGGCUGGGGUCAGAUGAAGUUCUACAUCGCAGAUGAUGGUUGUCUCACAGCGCUCUUGGUCCUCUUUAACUUGAUGCAAAGACUUCUUCUGCUAGAAUUUUUAUUUUUAACACACCUCAUUGUUUUACUGUCCCAUGGCCACAGCAGAGGUUGAGAUUAGACUCACAUCUCUGGAGACUAUAGUGUAGUGGUUCUCAAACUGUGGGGCGGGCCCCACUGGUAUGGCAUGGACAACCACGUAACACAUAUGAAGUUAUAUGAUAUGAAUAUGAUUAUUAUUAUUAUUUUAGGGAAAAUAUUGUAGCAAAUUUUGAGGUGUGGACGAUAUCUAUCUUGCAUGAAGAUCUGCUUUUGGUUUGGGGCAUGUCAGAAGAAACUCUGCUCCAGUGUCACUGUUUCCCUUCUUUUGACUGACGGUCAUUUUUCAUUUCUGCUUUUUAUCUUUUUGUUUUCUUUCCUUUCAACGUCCAGUGCAGAUAAAACCUGUCCUGUGCUUGCUGUGGGUGCAACUGUAACGUAAUCAGCAGCUGCUAGUGCUCUGGUCAGGACUAGCUUCACUGCUAUUAGCAGGUUUCUUUGCACUUACAGUAAUGAGCAUAGCGUUGUGGCCGGGACCAGUGACGUCUUCACCUGUUUGCUCUGCUGCAUUCUUUGAAGCAGGAACCGCCACCCCACACCUCGAGUAAGUGGUGGUGAAAUACUGCACAUCUCCAUAUAUGUGGAUAAAAAAAAAAAAGCCAGGUCAUAAUAAUCAUCUCAUUGUGGAGUUGUGCUUUCUUUCAUUUCACUGGUGAAGAACAAAAACAACAACAACUUUAUAUCACUGUGAAAGCAGUAAACCUGUGACUCUGUCCCUCUGUACUCUGUAUGUUCUGCCUUUAUUAAACCAGAGGAAGUACACUGUGCAGCUUUGUGGCAUAGUGUUUGUGUCAACAUGAGUGACAGGCACUUGAUCAAAAAUGUCAUUGUUUUUCUUAUAAAUGCAGAGUUUAGAGUGUGACUUUAAAGAUGUUAGCAGCUUUUACCAAAGGGAAGCUUUAUCAUUUAUAAACUUAAUCAAGUAUUAUAAAAAAUAAUUAUAAAUUGGUUGAUGAAAGGUUUGGUGUAUCUGCAUGAUGUCAACUGAAGCCAUAGAUUAGGUCUUGCAUUAGUGGUUCCCAAGCCAAAGGUCAAGAUACCCACAUAGGGUCACCAAUUAAAUCAGAUGAGUUUUCAGGUUAUUAACGAAUUGGGGAGGUUAUAAUAACAGCUUAUGAGUUCACCCAUAAGAUAAUGCUUUUAUUUAUUACCUGAUUUAUUUCUUUUUGGUUGAGUGUGUCAGCUUACUGUGUGUUUUAACUCUAUUUUCUGUUCUGAAAUAUAUUAUUUUCAGGGAACAUUGAAUUACGUGGAUCCACUUUUCUUUUGUGACAUUGAACUGCAAAAGUGUCUCAGUGAAACAAAAAAUUCACACAAAUGGAUUUAAAUAACAAAGUAGAAAACAUCAGUUUCUUUAAAGCUGAGCGCAUGUAAUGACAGAUUUAUCAGAUUUCUGAUGAGCAAUACUCGGGAAGAUGUUUUAUUAAUGUGGACUGUUAGGCUAUAAGACUAAUAUCCUGGGUUUGCUGUGUCAAAUUAAGAAUUGUUAUGGCUGGAUAAUGUUUUUUAUUAUUAAUAUUAAUUGAGGUACCUCACAUGGAGUCAAAAUAUCCUUGUCACUGCCUAAGUGGUUUCAAGGUUUGGAAACUACACUAGGCUUCAUGUUUUGUAAAUAUGAGUUGGUUUGAAAGGGAGUAAAGCAUUUGACAGAAACGGCCAUUUAAACUGCUUGGUUGUCAUUACAGCCUUUCUCCACCAGAGGGAGUCAUGAACCACACCGUGUGUCACAGCUAAAGCAAGCUUGUCCUUCAAUAAAAAUCAAUGGAAUCAUAAAGUUUUUAUUGAAAUCUAUGUUUUUGGAAAUUAUUCUGUCUGAUCUAUGUGCUAAUUUCUCCGAUGUCUCGAAGGGAAACGUAUUUUUGUUGUAAUAUUUAUGUGUGUAUAUUCCAACACACAAAAGAUGGUUUAGUCUCAAUCAAUCCAUACUGUGAUGAUUGCUCCUAAUCUCCUGAGACCCAGAAGAAUAAAUGUUUCAU
Messenger RNA from Neolamprologus brichardi, 3887 nucleotides. RefSeq names its product magnesium transporter MRS2 (gene mrs2). Gene Ontology annotation, molecular function: magnesium ion transmembrane transporter activity. Gene Ontology annotation, biological process: mitochondrial magnesium ion transmembrane transport. Gene Ontology annotation, cellular component: mitochondrial inner membrane. Lineage: Eukaryota; Metazoa; Chordata; Actinopteri; Cichliformes; Cichlidae. The record is from RefSeq and is a predicted model, not a curated record.